This is a messenger RNA of Aspergillus caelatus, 1409 nucleotides long. RefSeq names its product bifunctional alcohol dehydrogenase/S-(hydroxymethyl)glutathione dehydrogenase. Gene Ontology annotation, molecular function: zinc ion binding; S-(hydroxymethyl)glutathione dehydrogenase [NAD(P)+] activity. The coding region runs from base 131 to 1273 and encodes 380 amino acids. Gene Ontology annotation, biological process: formaldehyde catabolic process. The record is from RefSeq and is a predicted model, not a curated record. The transcript is spliced from 6 exons. Lineage: Eukaryota; Fungi; Ascomycota; Eurotiomycetes; Eurotiales; Aspergillaceae. Gene Ontology annotation, cellular component: cytosol.
GUUCGUUCCUCCUUCCUUCCAUCCAUCCAUUUAUUCUUUUUCCUUUCCUUUUCCUUCAUCAUCCCUUUUUGAAUUCAUCUAUUUCUCUUCCUCCGUUCAGUCCUCUCAUACCCUUUUAGAUACCCUCAGCAUGGCUGACACUGUUGGAAAGACCAUCACCUGCAAGGCCGCCGUUGCCUGGGAGGCCGGCAAGCCCCUCUCCAUUGAGGACAUCGAAGUCGCUCCCCCCAAGGCUCACGAAGUCCGCAUUCAAGUUCACCACACUGGUGUCUGCCACACUGACGCCUACACUCUCUCCGGAAAGGACCCCGAAGGUGCUUUCCCCGUCGUCCUCGGUCACGAGGGUGCCGGUAUUGUCGAGUCUGUCGGCGAGGGCGUCACCUCCGUGAAGCCUGGCGACUAUGUCAUUGCUCUUUACACCCCCGAAUGCCGUGAGUGCAAGUUCUGCAAGUCCGGCAAGACCAACCUGUGUGGUAAGAUCCGUGCCACCCAGGGUAAGGGUGUGAUGCCCGACGGUACUUCCCGCUUCAAGGCCCGCGGCAAGGACCUCCUCCACUUUAUGGGUACCUCCACUUUCUCUCAGUACACCGUUGUCGCCGACAUCUCUGUCGUCGCUGUGACUCCCGAGAUCCCCACCGACCGCUCCUGCCUGCUGGGCUGCGGUAUCACCACCGGUUACGGUGCCGCCGUCGUCACCGCCAAGGUCGAGGAGGGCUCGAACGUUGCCAUCUUCGGUGCUGGCUGUGUCGGUCUCUCCGUCAUCCAGGGUGCCGUCAAGAACAAGGCUGGCAAGAUCAUCGCCGUUGACGUCAACGACGGCAAGGAGGCCUGGGCCCGCAAGUUCGGUGCCACCGACUUCGUCAACCCCACCAAGCUCGAGGGCAAGACUAUUCAGGAGAAGCUGAUCGAGAUGACCGACGGUGGAUGUGAUUACACUUUCGACUGCACCGGUAACGUCGGCGUCAUGCGUGCUGCCCUGGAGGCUUGCCACAAGGGUUGGGGUGAGAGUAUCGUCAUUGGUGUUGCUGCUGCUGGACAGGAGAUCUCUACCAGACCAUUCCAACUCGUCACCGGCCGUGUAUGGAAGGGUUGCGCCUUCGGUGGUAUCAAGGGCCGUACCCAAUUGCCCGGCCUGGUUGAUGACUACCUGAGCGGCCAGCUCAAGGUUGAUGAGUUCAUCACCCACCGUGAGACUCUGGGCAACAUCAACACUGCCUUCGAGCAGAUGCACCACGGUGACUGUGUCCGCUGCGUUGUGGACUGCCGUCAAUAAAUUAUAAUGAAAAGUGUUUUGACCUGUAUGCUUGCUCGAUGAUAUCAAUGUGAUGAAUUAUGUAUGAUUGAAAGCCAUAGUAAGCCAAGAAUGAUAGAACAAUUGCAACACAACCAAGAAAAGAGUCAAGCAACGA